Molecule: messenger RNA, 2210 nt
Organism: Mus caroli (Ryukyu mouse)
Lineage: Eukaryota; Metazoa; Chordata; Mammalia; Rodentia; Muridae
Gene: Elf5
Product: E74 like ETS transcription factor 5
Biological process (GO): regulation of transcription by RNA polymerase II; cell differentiation
Cellular component (GO): nucleus
Molecular function (GO): DNA-binding transcription factor activity, RNA polymerase II-specific; sequence-specific DNA binding
Source: RefSeq, a predicted model, not a curated record
GUAGGUGUCACUUAUAUCACACGGCUACAGGUGCCUUUAUUUCUACAGUCCGCUGGUGCUGGGAGCGCGCUUGCCUUCUCUUGCCUUGAAAGCCUUCUGUCUGGACCUAGCCACCACUUGUCUUCACGGUGAUGUUGGACUCCGUAACCCAUAGCACCUUCCUGCCCAACGCAUCCUUCUGUGACCCCCUGAUGCCUUGGACCGAUCUGUUCAGCAGUGAAGAGUACUACCCUGCCUUUGAGCAUCAGACAGCCUGUGAUUCCUACUGGACAUCAGUGCACCCUGAAUACUGGACCAAGCGCCACGUCUGGGAAUGGCUCCAGUUCUGCUGCGACCAGUACAAGCUUGACGCCAACUGCAUCUCCUUCUGUCACUUCAACAUCAGCGGCCUGCAGCUCUGCAGCAUGACGCAGGAGGAGUUCAUUGAGGCGGCCGGCAUCUGUGGAGAGUACCUGUACUUCAUUCUUCAGAACAUUCGUUCGCAAGGUUACUCCUUUUUCAAUGAUGCUGAAGAGACCAAGACCGGCAUCAAAGACUAUGCUGAUUCCAGUUGCUUGAAAACAAGUGGCAUCAAGAGUCAAGACUGUCACAGCCGAACAAGCCUCCAAAGUUCUCACCUGUGGGAAUUUGUCAGAGACUUGCUGCUGUCCCCUGAAGAGAACUGUGGCAUCCUGGAAUGGGAAGACAGGGAGCAGGGCAUUUUCCGAGUGGUUAAGUCAGAAGCCCUGGCAAAGAUGUGGGGACAAAGGAAGAAGAAUGACAGGAUGACGUACGAGAAGCUGAGCCGAGCCCUGAGAUACUACUAUAAAACGGGAAUUUUGGAGCGGGUUGACCGGAGGUUAGUGUACAAAUUUGGAAAAAACGCGCACGGGUGGCAGGAAGAGAAACUCUGACCGACACCGGACACCAGGCUCAUUUGAUGGAUUUCUGCUGUUUGAAACAAUCAGAUCAAAUUAGACAUUUGAAAGUCUUCCUCUUCCUCCUCCUCCCCCUCCUCUCCUUCCUCCCCCUCCUCCUCUUCAAAACCUACAAACACACUGAUAAAAUUUCUGCAUGUCUCAGCUUACAUUUGAAUUCAGUUGUUGUCUAUUGGGGCUAUGGCAUCAGCCCUUAAGCAAUCGUCUUCAUCCCAAGGGGGAGGAAGGGAAGGUCUUGUGGCAACUUGGUGUGACACUGUCUCCUUAAUGAAGUGUUUGGAGCUAAGGGAGCCAGUGUUAUGGGUGCUGUUUCAAAAGAGGACCCGUUGCACCAUUAAGACACAUGAUCCUCCCGUUCCAGGGGUUCUGAGUGGUCAACUGAGGCAGCUUGCCUGUGGUUAGUUUUUAGGAAAGGGUGAGAUGUAAGACUUCCUUGCUUUAGAUCUGAAAUUAACUCAGUUAUAUUCCAUAGAAGAAUUUUUAAUUAAAAAAAUUUUAGUGGCUAAGCCACUAAACUGGGACCUAAUUGGAUGUAGCCUAAGUCACUAAUAAGUUUCUUAACCAGAUCACCAUUUUCAACCACAUAGCCACAGUCACUUGAUCCACGGCCAGUCCUUCUGAACUUAACAUCCUUGUAGUUAGUCACCUUGGGAAUUGCUACCGAGAUUGUUACCCCCUUCACCUCACUGGUGGCUAUCAUCAGGUCUACAGUGACCUGGUCAACAGACAUGUGCAUUAAUUCCUAAAUCACUGCUGUGCCUAGGAUUCAAACCGUCAGCGUGUUCAAUUUAUUGAUUCUCUCGGAGGUCAGAAUUUAUUGAUUCUCCCUGAAGCUUAGACAUUAAACCUUUACCAAGCAGAGAACGUCCUAACAAGCCAUGAUAGCUGAACACAGCAUCAAUCUCUUCUCUUUUCUGAUGAAUACUCAAACUCUCCAACAUAUUCUCUUCACAAAAGUAAGGACAGUGAAUUUACAUCAAUCAACGUUCAUGGGUUAAAGUCUGCACUGACAUUUCCUCGUCUGCUGUUGCAUGCUGUUGGCAUGCAAGGUGUUAAUGACCUGCAACAUGGUGGAGUGCCCUGAACCCUAACUGCCCCAGAGCUGGGACUGCCUAGUGACCGGCACUGAAUAGCAAUGCAGGCUGAAGACCUCCAGGUUUAGAAUUUAACCUCAAAAGUAACUUGUUUUUAAAAAGAAAUGUGAAUUACUGUAAAAUAAUCUAUUUUUGGAUUCGUGUGUUUUUCAGGUGGAUAUAGUUUAUAAACAAUGUGAAUAAAAAUAUUUAACAUGUU